Messenger RNA from Homarus americanus (American lobster), 1508 nucleotides. RefSeq lists its product as uncharacterized. The record is from RefSeq and is a predicted model, not a curated record. The transcript has a single exon. NCBI's taxonomy places the organism in Eukaryota, Metazoa, Arthropoda, Malacostraca, Decapoda, Nephropidae. Bases 72 to 1238 code for a protein of 388 amino acids.
GAAGAAUACAGUACUGUCCAGGUUAUUGGAAAGACCAUCAACUGAACUGGAACCAAUCAGGUGCAUUAAACAUGGCAAGUAAAUGUAUUUCCAUAGAAAGUGUGGAGGAACCCAACAACUGUCUCUUGCCUCUGUCUAGAAGUUCUCAAGAUGAUGUCAGUAGUGUGUCUGUGAAGAUUGAGAAGACAGAAACUUUCUUACUUGAUGAAGAAAAGUACAAACCAGAGACUCCCAGAGACACACAACACAAUGAGUCUCUGGGUUGUAGUUUGGACCAAAUUUCUCUCUAUAAUGUAAUUAAAGUGGAGUCAGAAAUAGAUUCUUCAAGUACAACAAUCCAAACCAAUUCCAGGAAGAAGAAUGGUUUUUUGAUAACUAAAAGAAAACACUGUGGUACCAAACGCACGAAAAAGAAGGCAGAGAGAUUAAUAAAUCCCUCGGGUGAUGGUAAAAUUAAAAAAAAAUUAAAAUCCAUCAAUAAUAAGGUAACAGAGCCAUGUACUGAAAAUGUCACUAGUGAAGACAUGCCCUCACAGAUCAAUGACACACCAACUUCUGUUAAACCUCAGAGGGAAGAUAAAAGUGUUGAUAUGCCAAUACUCAAUAGUGAACCUGACAUAUGUGAAACACCAAUUUUGAUUGAGCCUAAAAGGGAAGUGGUAACAGGUUCCACAGGUGUUGAACUGAUACCUAUUAAACAAUGUGAUGUUGACAUUUCAUUAGAUAUAUCUCGAUCAUCACCAAGUCGGCAAGGAGGGUCACCCGAUGACAAUAAAAACAGUCAGGAUAUUCUAGGAAAGAUUGAAAGUCAUAAGUCCAACAUUGCUGCAUCAUCAGGUGAGCAGAUGUGUGUUGGAGCCAGACAGCCAAGACCAAGGACAGGGGCUGAUGCUUUUGGGGGAAAAGACAUCCACAAGGAAAACAGAAAAAUGCAGAAGACUCUUAGAAAUAAAUUUGGUAUUCAAUGUAAUGGAGGGCAAUAUCGGAGUAAUGGAGGGCAGUAUCGGAGUAAUGGAGGGCAGUAUCGGAGUAAUGGAGGGCAGUAUCGGAGUAAUGGAGGGCAAUAUCGGAGUAACGGAGGGCAGUAUCGGAGCAACGGAGGGCAGUAUCGGAGCAACGGAGGGCAGUAUCGGAGCAACGGAGGGCAGUAUCGGAGCAACGGAGGGCAGUAUCGGAGCAACGGAGGGCAGUAUCGGAGCAACGGAGGGCAGUAUCUGGCAACGGAGGGCAGUAUCUGAGCAACGGAGGGCAGUAUCAAAGUAGUGGAUGGCAGAAUCAAAAUUUAGGGAAUGGGUGGCAAAAUUCACGAGACUGGCAUUAUGAAGGAGGCCAGAUUCAUGCAGUCCAUAAACAGUGGAGUUUAGACUACCAUUGGCAAUAUUCUCAUGGUGAUUGGCAAGGUGUAAGGACUAAUAGGUCAUACCAGGCAAGGAAUUUACAAAACAAAAGUGUCCCACAACAAGAGGUUCCAUCUGUCCAGCAGAAGUGUACAACUACUGGGAUGCAGG